CCGCGUACCGGCAUUGCCAUCUAGAACUUAGAACUUUCCACGGACAACGAUUGGCCACGGCAAUUUUCUAACCUGUUUAAGCCUUCAAAACCCAUUUGCAAUUUCUAACCACAUUCAUCUCUACAGCCAAAGGUAUACAAGCAACGAAAAAUGGCAUCGGUCUACAGCUGCAAAGAGUGCGGAGCCAAUCUAAACCUCCACACGUUCCAUCUCUACCCACCGGAUUUCUAUUUUGAGGCAGGCAAUAAAGGGACUCUUUCUUUUGCCAUGAUUGACUCUUCCAAAUUCAGCUACCAGAAGGAAAACAAGUUCGUACCUUUUUUCGAGACAGUCAAUUAUUGGGGCAUCCAAAGGAAUCGAACCAAGAUCAAGUGCAAUAGUUGCGGCAAACGGGUCGGUUAUAUUUACGAUGACGGGCCACCCAUGACUGAUAGUCCGGGCCAGCUCCAUAUGGGACCUAGUCAGGUUAUUCCUAGAGCUCCAAGGUACAGAUUCAAGACCAAGGCUUUAAGGAUCACUUCAGAGACCUGAGCAAGAUUGUAUUUUUUUUCCCUUGGGUUUUGGGUUUUAUGAUGAUGGGUGCUUCCCUUGUAUUUUGUGGCCUUUAGGGCGUCUAUACUCUAGAGAGUCUUGAUAUAGAAGGUGUAUUUUUGAAUCUGUUUUGUAAAAAAUGGAAUUGUUGGAAUAAAGGCUUCUUUUUUGUUA
Coffea eugenioides is the source of this 705-nucleotide messenger RNA. RefSeq lists its product as uncharacterized. The coding region runs from base 151 to 531 and encodes 126 amino acids. The transcript has a single exon. NCBI's taxonomy places the organism in Eukaryota, Viridiplantae, Streptophyta, Magnoliopsida, Gentianales, Rubiaceae. The record is from RefSeq and is a predicted model, not a curated record.